ACCCGUGUUCUGAACUGUCCCCGCUGGGUGGGAGCGGUGCUGAGGCCAGACUUCACAGCUAGAGUCCCGUUGAGUCCCCGAGACCCCUGCCUAAGGGGUAGGUUGCCGCCUGUUUCCCGAGGCCCCUGCCCAGUGGUAGGUUGCCGCCUGUUGCCCAAGGCCCCUGCCCAGUGGUAGGUUGCCGCCUGUUGACCGAGGCCCCUGCCCAGUGGUAGGUUGCCGCCUGUUGCCCGAGGCCCCUGCCCAGUGGUAGGUUGCCACCUGUUGCCCGAGACCCCUGCCCAGGGGUAGAUUGCCGCCUGUUGCCCGAGCCCCAAGCCUAGGGGGGAGAUUGCCUGCCUGUUGCUGAAGACCCCCCGUGCCUGGAAUCGUCCCUGGUUUGCG
Messenger RNA from Staurois parvus, 384 nucleotides. The record is from the annotation of a GenBank genome assembly. Lineage: Eukaryota; Metazoa; Chordata; Amphibia; Anura; Ranidae.